GCUCAGUGGAGGUUCAUGCAAGAGGAGUGGCCAGCUAUAAAGAAAGCCAAGUUUCAUCGCACAGAGAUGAAAGAGAUAUCUGACGUAACACACGUCAAGUCAAUGGUGCUUGACCGUCUAGGAUUCAUCCCUACGUUCUUUUUUCUGACACAAGUAUUUGGGGUGCGUGACUAUGGUAGCCCAUAUCGUAAUGUCGAAAAGGGUCUGCUGCUCCUGUAUGCGCUGAUCACAGGAGAUUCAUUGUCUACAAUGUAGACAGACAUGACACAAGAGUCAGCUACAUCGGUGCUGACGAGCUAAGUCUCUACUCUUAUAAACUCAAGAAGUCGGGUUUUCGUAUUCAAGUGUGUUCAGACAUGAACAAUAUCAUACUGUUUGCAUCCAAGCCAGCUCCUUGUCGAGAUUUCAAUGAUGGGACUAUGCUUGUGAAGAUGAACAUUGCAUCGCACAUACACAAGCUGGACUGUGUUGCUCUUGGCGGUGGCUACAGUGCGUUCGUUAGACAACUUGUCGAACCAUCAGAUGUACUGUCCUACGAGAAUUUCUCUUAUCCUGCGCGCAAGACUAGAGGGAUCGCCAUGACAGACCAAGAG
This is a messenger RNA of Lobosporangium transversale, 593 nucleotides long. RefSeq lists its product as hypothetical. The record is from RefSeq and is a predicted model, not a curated record. The transcript has a single exon. NCBI's taxonomy places the organism in Eukaryota, Fungi, Mortierellomycota, Mortierellomycetes, Mortierellales, Mortierellaceae. The coding region runs from base 16 to 255 and encodes 79 amino acids.